Melopsittacus undulatus (budgerigar) is the source of this 931-nucleotide messenger RNA. RefSeq names its product protein spinster homolog 1-like. Gene Ontology annotation, biological process: transmembrane transport. The record is from RefSeq and is a predicted model, not a curated record. NCBI's taxonomy places the organism in Eukaryota, Metazoa, Chordata, Aves, Psittaciformes, Psittaculidae. Bases 68 to 886 code for a protein of 272 amino acids. Gene Ontology annotation, molecular function: transmembrane transporter activity. Gene Ontology annotation, cellular component: membrane. The transcript has 7 exons.
GGGUGCGGUCACGUGAGCGCGGUCACGUGACGCCGCGGCGGCAGCGACUCGCGGGCGGGCCUGCCCCAUGGCGUCAGGGCCGGAGCUGCUUCGUGCCGAUGACACCAGCGAUGGGGGGAGCCCGUCCUGCCCCACUGCGCCCCAUAGCGACGGCUCCUGCCCCAUAGCGCCCCAUAGCGACGGCUCCUGCCCCAUAGCGCCCCAUAGCGACGGCUCCUGCCCCAUAGCGCCCCAUAGCGAUGGGUCCUGCCCCACAGCGCCCCCCGGUGCUCGCCUCAGCAUCGCUAUCCUCUGCUACAUCAACCUGCUCAACUACAUGGACCGCUUCACUGUGGCCGGUGUCCUCCCUGAAGUUGAGGACUUCUUCAGCAUUGGCGACAGCAGCUCCGGGCUCCUGCAAUCAGUGUUCAUUGGCAGUUACAUGGUGCUUGCUCCCCUCUGUGGCUAUUGGGGUGACCGCAGGAGCCGGAAGCGGCUCCUGAGCCUUGGCCUUGCCCUAUGGGCAGCGGCCACCAUGGCCGGGAGCUUCGUGCCCCCCCAGGGUUUCUGGGCGCUGCUAUUGGCUCGCGCUGUGGUUGGUGCUGGUGAAGCCGCGUUCUCCACUGUGGCCCCCACCCUGGUGGCAGAUCUGAGCCCCCCCGGCCCCCCCCGCAGCCGAGCACUGGGGGGGUUCUACCUGGCGGUGCCGCUGGGCAGUGGUCUGGGUUACAUCACAGGGGCAAAGGUCAAGGAGGUGGCGACUGAUUGGCGGUGGGCCCUGCGGGUGACCCCUGUACUGGGGCUGUUGGCACUGGUGCUACUGGUGACCCUGGUGACCGAUGCCCCCCGGGGGGGCACCGAGACCCCCCCCCGGGACCCCCCUGACCCACAGCGCGUGGGGCAGUGACCUCAGGGACCUGCUCACCAAGUGGGUGCAAUGGGGUAAUGGGGA